Messenger RNA from Pyricularia oryzae 70-15, 213 nucleotides. RefSeq lists its product as uncharacterized. Lineage: Eukaryota; Fungi; Ascomycota; Sordariomycetes; Magnaporthales; Pyriculariaceae. The record is from RefSeq and is a predicted model, not a curated record. Bases 1 to 213 code for a protein of 70 amino acids. The transcript has 2 exons.
AUGGCUCGCGGUCGGCCGGACGGCAAGUUGGAGCUAUGCCAUCCGAGGACAGCAGCUCUGGUGGUGAGAUCUCGGGUGCUGGAAUCGAUUGUGACGAUGGAGAGGAGGCAGAUUAUGCUGCCUGCUCGGCUGGGCCGUGCGGGUAUUGUGGCCGCUGUCUGUACUGAGUUGUUCCAUGGUGUUUUAUGCCUAUCCAAGUUCGGAAGCACCUAG